This is a messenger RNA of Tilletiaria anomala UBC 951, 423 nucleotides long. RefSeq lists its product as uncharacterized. The record is from RefSeq and is a predicted model, not a curated record. NCBI's taxonomy places the organism in Eukaryota, Fungi, Basidiomycota, Exobasidiomycetes, Georgefischeriales, Tilletiariaceae. The transcript has a single exon. Bases 44 to 382 code for a protein of 112 amino acids.
CAUAAUCGCGUUUCCAUCCCUCGGUACAAUUUCACAUUUUGGCAUGGGCGCGCAUAGACUCCUAAUCGCUGCGCAUUGGGGGGAGGGUUUAAAGGUUACUUACUACUUACUCUACCUACUUACUAUACACCCCCCCCCAUCGUUACAGCACCGCAGUGCGCGCGCACAAGCCAGCCAGCCAGUAACCCGGCCCACCCGCGCCCGGCCGGCCAAUGCAAGCCAGAAAAUAGAACCCUCCUUUGCUGGUGUUGCGACCGUCAGCGCUCACAGUAGACCAAUUCCCAGAGGUGCAGAGGCACUGUACAAGGGAAGGGAUCAGACUAGAUUCUCAAGUCUGAGAACCAUACAGGUGCAUAUACCAACCGUAGUCGACCAGCAUUGAGAAAGGGCUGGUGGAAGUGCCGGUGGUGAGGCCCAUUGCCG